This is a messenger RNA of Saccharomyces eubayanus, 441 nucleotides long. RefSeq names its product Mdj2p (gene MDJ2). Lineage: Eukaryota; Fungi; Ascomycota; Saccharomycetes; Saccharomycetales; Saccharomycetaceae. Gene Ontology annotation, molecular function: ATPase activator activity. Gene Ontology annotation, cellular component: PAM complex, Tim23 associated import motor. The transcript has a single exon. The record is from RefSeq and is a predicted model, not a curated record. The coding region runs from base 1 to 441 and encodes 146 amino acids. Gene Ontology annotation, biological process: protein import into mitochondrial matrix.
AUGGUUCUGCCUAUCAUAAUUGGCUUGGGCAUAACAAUGGUCGCUCUGAGCGUCAAGUCUGGCCUCAGCGCAUGGACCGUUUACAAGACUUUGUCCCCUUUGACUAUAGCAAAAUUAAAUAGUAUCCGUAUAGAAAACCCGACAGCAGGCUACCGCGACGCACUCAAGUUCAAGAGCUCGCUGAUUGACGAGGAGCUAAGGAAUCGACUGAAUAGGUACCAGGGGGGCUUUGCUCCCCGCAUGACAGAACCUGAAGCUUUGCUCAUCUUGGAUAUCUCCGCCAGAGAGAUUAACCACUUGGACGAAAAGCUCCUGAAAAGAAAACACAGAAAGGCCAUGGUACAGAACCAUCCGGACAAAGGCGGAAGUCCCUACAUGGCAGCCAAGAUAAACGAGGCCAAAGAGCUUCUCCAAGAGAGCGUUUUACUAAGAAAGAGAUAA